Cryphonectria parasitica EP155 is the source of this 456-nucleotide messenger RNA. RefSeq lists its product as uncharacterized. The annotation marks the transcript as partial. Lineage: Eukaryota; Fungi; Ascomycota; Sordariomycetes; Diaporthales; Cryphonectriaceae. The transcript has a single exon. The record is from RefSeq and is a predicted model, not a curated record. Gene Ontology annotation, cellular component: extracellular region.
GCCGACGGGGCCGCCAUAGUCGACGCCAUCUCCGCCAUACAAAACGCAACCCUCGCCCUGGCCAGCACAGUCGGCGACUGGGACGGCAACAUUCUCAGCUCUAUACCGAUCGUCCUAGACUCCACCACCCUUCUCAACACCAUCAAUCAAGGUACCGCCACCGCCCAGGCAUCCGCCAACCUCACGGACCUCGAGGCGUUCACCGUGGGUGUGGACACCCUCGACCUCGUGACCGACGUCAACACGACCCUCACCACGCUCAUCGCCGCCAAGCCAGACUUCGACAGGGAUCUGUUGACCGCUGUUGUCCUCCUCAACCUGGAGCAGGAGAAGAGUGCCUCGGCGAGCUUCAGUGAUGCCAUCAUCAGCAAGUUGCCGAGUACAAUUGUUUCGACUGGGCAGACGCUGGCGGCCGAGAUUACUGCGUCAUUCGACCAGGCUAUUGAUAUCUUCAGU